CGCAAGGCUUCCUGAGGACCCCACUUGGCCUAAACCAGGCUCAGGGAGACAGACACCAGUCCAGGUCAGGUCCAUCCAGCCACAACUUCUGUUAAAGCCCAGACCUCAGGCUGAGGCAAGGUGGGCUGCACCCUCGUCCUCGGGCCACUGGUCAGGGCGGUCUCCUCAGCUGUUACGGUGAGAAGAAGCCAGGCUUGCAGACCCAGGGCGCCGGGAGCAGCUCCUGGGGCUUCCGGAGUCCCGCCCUAAGGGCCCAGCGCGACCCGAGCGACCUUCCCGUUCCCGCCCCCGGAUUCGGCCCGUUUGGCUGCAGGCCUCACCCGGGUGUGGCCGCCGCUGCUCCGCAGAGCCUCGCGACUAGAAAAAAAAAAUAAACAACUGGGAACAAUGAAGUUCCUUUUCUUCAUGUUUGGCGUCAUUCACCUUUUAUCCCCAAGUUCUGGAAUAGCUAUAUACAAGAAUGGCAUUUCUCAGAGAACAUUUCAAGAAAUACAAAAAGAAGUAGCCAGCUAUGAAGAUGUUGCUAAAGCAAUUAUCAACCUUGCUGUUUACGGUAAAUACCAGAACCGGUCCUAUGAGCGUUUGGCACUUCUAGUUGAUACUGUCGGACCCAGACUGAGUGGCUCUAAGAACCUAGAGAAAGCCAUCCAAAUCAUGUACCAAAACCUACAGCAAGACGGUCUGGAGAAUGUCCACCUGGAGCCAGUCAAAAUACCCUACUGGGAGAGGGGAGAAGAAUCUGCAAUGAUGCUCCUGCCUAGAAUUCACAAGAUGGCGAUUUUGGGUCUUGGCAGCAGCGUUGGAACUCCCUCAGGAGGCAUUACAGCAGAAGUACUGGUAGUGACCUCUUUUGAUGAACUCCAGAGAAGAGCGUCAGAGGCAAAAGGGAAGAUAGUUGUUUACAACCAGCCUUACACCAGCUACAGGAUCACAGUGCAGUACCGUACACAGGGAGCAGUGGAAGCUGCCAAGGUGGGGGCUGUGGCAUCCCUCAUCAGAUCGGUAGCAUCCUUUUCCAUCUACAGUCCUCACACAGGUGUUCAGGAAUAUCAAGAUGGUGUGCCCAAGAUCCCGACAGCCUGUAUCACAGUGGAAGAUGCAGAAAUGAUGUCACGAAUGGCUUCUCGUGGGAACAAAAUUGUUGUUCAUCUGGAGAUGGGAGCAAAGACCUACCCAGAUGCUGAUUCCUUCAACACUGUAGCAGAGAUCACUGGGAGCAAGUAUCCAGAGCAAGUUGUACUGGUCAGUGGACAUCUGGACAGCUGGGAUGUUGGGCAGGGUGCCAUGGACGAUGGUGGUGGAGCCUUCAUAUCAUGGGAAGCACUCUCACUUGUUAAAGAUCUUGGGCUGCGUCCAAAGAGAACACUGCGCUUGGUGCUCUGGACAGCUGAAGAACAAGGUGGAAUUGGUGCCUCCCAGUAUUAUGAGCGACAUAAGGUCAAUGUUUCCAACUACAGUCUGGUGAUGGAGUCUGACUCAGGAACCUUCUUACCCAUGGGGCUGGAGUUCACCGGCAGUGACAAGGCCAGGGCUAUCAUGAAGGAGGUCAUGAGCCUGCUGCAGCCCCUCAACAUCACCGACGUCUUUAGUGAUGGAGAAGGAACAGAUAUUAACUUCUGGAUCCAAGCUGGAGUGCCUGGAGCCAGUCUGCGAGAUGACUUAUACAAAUAUUUCUCCUUCCAUCAUUCCCACGGAGACACCAUGACUGUCAUGGAUCCAAAGCAGAUGAACGUUGCUGCUGCUGUCUGGGCUGUUGUAGCUUACGUUGUUGCAGACAUGGAGGAGAUGCUGCCCAGGUCCUGAGGAGAACAAGAAGAAAGGCCCUUGUCCUCGUUAGUUGGGGAUCCUGGCUUUGUGUCUUCAAGAUACCUAUCUUCACAAAACAGUGUUAUGCACUUAAUCCACAGGGCACAGCUCUCUCCAUCCCUUCUGUUAAUCGCCUUUUCUUGAUUCUUUCUUACCUGUUUCUAGAAUAAGGCAUGAUCCUCACUACUCAUAGAUUCAACACACUGUGGGGAAUCACAAUUAAGUCAUUUAUUUAGACCACUUUGAAAAUAAACAAAUCU
Molecule: messenger RNA, 2066 nt
Organism: Microtus ochrogaster (prairie vole)
Lineage: Eukaryota; Metazoa; Chordata; Mammalia; Rodentia; Cricetidae
Gene: Cpq
Product: carboxypeptidase Q
Exons: 9
Coding region: 388-1803 (471 amino acids)
Biological process (GO): peptide catabolic process; thyroid hormone generation; proteolysis
Molecular function (GO): metallodipeptidase activity
Source: RefSeq, a predicted model, not a curated record